Messenger RNA from Tripterygium wilfordii, 1159 nucleotides. RefSeq lists its product as uncharacterized. The record is from RefSeq and is a predicted model, not a curated record. The coding region runs from base 25 to 1029 and encodes 334 amino acids. The transcript has 4 exons. Lineage: Eukaryota; Viridiplantae; Streptophyta; Magnoliopsida; Celastrales; Celastraceae.
GUAAUCCUAGCAGCAGCAUGUCUUAUGGUUCAAGGGAAGGGGGUGCCGGAGGGGAAGAAAUACACAGACGGCUUUAUGCCUUAUUACAGAGGAUCUGUUUUAGCAAUGGUGAGUCUUAGAAAGCGCAAGCACAACAUUGGUUCUUCAAAUGGAAGGUGUUCCUCAUCAUUAGAUUCACCUCCUAGUUUUAAAGAUCAAAUUGAUCCAGAAAGUCUUGACAAAAGACGUAAGCUUGUCAGUUCGCAGCCUGUGCCUUCUGUUGCUCUUAACCUGCCGAUUGGAGUUAUGGAGCAAAGGAAAAUGAUGGCUGAUCCAAUGACUAAGAAACACAAGAUACAUUGCCAAAUUGAUCCAUAUAGCUCCAUACAAGUAUAUUCAUAUCUGAUGCAGCUGAAGAAGGAAGACAAACUUAAACUACCGCCAGCAAAGAAAAGUGAGGAGAUGCCAGUGAAAGAGUGGAUGGAGAAGCUUUAUCCCGACAUUUUUAAUGUGUUCCCUCAGGAACCUAACCUCUCACAAGUUUCCGAGAAAUGGAUUCAUGAAUUCUUGUUCAGCCAGUAUUGGGCAUUCGUCUGUGUGUUGUGGCAGCUAGUGUCGCUCGACCAUUGUAUCUCGCUGGCAAAUGUGGAAUCGUUAGGAAAGUUGAUCAAAUCAUUGGAGGAGGAUGGUUUUGACUGCAGGUUCAUCAGGUCAGCACUCCUAGUGGUGGGAAGCCAAGUGAAACAGCAGCUAGCGAUGAUCUCGACAGAGAGGAAUGUCAUUGCAACCAAAACUGCAACUUUGGAGAAAGAAAUGGAAUCUGCAGCAGAGAAAAAGGACAUGGAGAAGAGAGUAGAGCUAAUUGAAGGGAUUGACCAAGACACUCAUAAAACUUUGUUACUAAUCCAUGAUCCAAAGUUCAUUGAAAUAUUGGUCCUGAUCCACAAGAAGAUGCUAGCAGAGAAGGAGGAGGAUGAGAAAAGACUUGAUCUAGUCCUGAAAAAAUUAAAUCAACUACAUCAUGGAAAGUCAAUCUCUCUUGGAUGUUGAUAUUUUGUAUAUAUUUCUCAUUUCUGUACUGGAAAUUAGUAUGCCGACUAUUUUUAGGUUGCAACAUUUUGGUGAUUCGAGUGUGGACGGAUCGGUAGUGUUUUAACCACUUGGUUAAAGUUUAGUUGGU